Messenger RNA from Larimichthys crocea (large yellow croaker), 1691 nucleotides. RefSeq names its product peroxisome proliferator-activated receptor alpha b (gene pparab). Gene Ontology annotation, biological process: fatty acid metabolic process; negative regulation of transcription by RNA polymerase II; cell differentiation. The record is from RefSeq and is a predicted model, not a curated record. The transcript is spliced from 7 exons. Gene Ontology annotation, cellular component: nucleus. NCBI's taxonomy places the organism in Eukaryota, Metazoa, Chordata, Actinopteri, Sciaenidae. Bases 282 to 1691 code for a protein of 469 amino acids. Gene Ontology annotation, molecular function: nuclear receptor activity; RNA polymerase II cis-regulatory region sequence-specific DNA binding; DNA-binding transcription repressor activity, RNA polymerase II-specific.
UCAUGAGGUCACUUCCUGCGGGUGUGAGCUGCUCCAUGGCUCUGCUUUGUAUGGACAUGGUGGGGGAUUUUUGACAGCGGCAGCGCUGUUGGGAAACAAACAAGGACGUGGUCGGGGUCGGGGACUAUUUUUUCUCCCCCUCUCUUGCUCGCUCCUCUCUCGAUCUUGCACCGAUCGCUUCUCAAACCUGCGAGAUUUCCCGAGGAUAUGGCGUCUUCGGAUUGGGCUGUCUGUCGUAAGUCUGAUGAGUGAGAGUGCCGGCAUCCCGCUCCUCCACCGCAAUGGUCGACAUGGAGAGCCACUACCAUCCCCCUUCGCCCUUGGAGGACUCGGUGUUGGGCAGCCCCCUGUGCGCCGAUGACGACUUCAUUGGCGGCAUGGAGGAGCUCCAGGACAUCUCCCAGUCCAUCAACAACAACACCCUCAACUCCCUUGAUGUCCCCGAAUACCAGUCCUCCAGCAAUGGCUCUGAAAGUUCCACUGUUCUAGAUGCCUUGACGCCAGCAUCCAGCCCGUCGUCGGUCGUUUACGGGAUGGCAGCGGGCCAGGAGGAGUUCUCAACUUCCUCCUCAUCGCUCAACCUGGAGUGUCGAGUUUGUGCUGACCGCGCCUCGGGCUAUCACUAUGGAGUCCACGCAUGCGAGGGCUGCAAGGGUUUUUUUCGGCGGACCAUCCGUCUGAAGCUGGAGUAUGACAGGUGUGAGCGUCGCUGCAAGAUCCAAAAGAAGAACCGCAACAAGUGCCAAUACUGCCGCUUCCAAAAGUGCCUGUCAGUGGGCAUGUCCCACAACGCUAUCCGUUUUGGUCGGAUGCCCCAGUCAGAGAAGCUAAAGCUGAAGGCAGAGAUGGUAACGGGGGACAGAGAGGUGGAAGACCCCCAGAUAGCCGACCAGAAGACGCUGGCCAGGCAGAUUUAUGAGGCCUACCUCAAGAACUUCAACAUGAACAAGGCCAAGGCUCGAACCAUUCUUACCGGCAAGACCAGCACCCCUCCUUUCGUCAUCCAUGACAUGGAGACCCUCCAGCUGGCAGAGCAGACCUUGGUGGCGAAGAUGGUCGGCUCGGCGGGAACGCUGAAGGACAGGGAGGCAGAAGUUCGGAUUUUCCACUGCUGCCAGUGCACGUCGGUGGAAACCGUCACCGAGCUCACAGAGUUUGCAAAGUCCGUCCCCGGGUUCUCAAAUCUGGACCUCAACGAUCAGGUUACUCUUUUGAAAUACGGCGUUUACGAGGCCCUCUUCGCCAUGCUUGCCUCCAGCAUGAACAAGGACGGGCUUCUUGUAGCGUACGGCUCAGGCUUCAUCACGCGGGAAUUUCUCAAGAGCUUGCGGCGACCGUUCAGCGAUAUGAUGGAGCCGAAGUUUCAGUUUGCAAUGAAGUUUAAUGGGCUGGAGCUGGACGACAGUGACCUGGCUUUGUUUGUGGCCGCUAUCAUCUGCUGUGGAGACCGACCGGGCCUGGUGAAUGUGGCGCACAUCGAGCAAAUGCAGGAGAGCAUCGUGCAGGUGCUACAGCUCCAUCUGCUGGCCAAUCACCCAGACGACAGUUUCCUCUUCCCCAAACUGCUGCAGAAACUGGCUGACCUCCGGCAGCUGGUCACCGAGCACGCACAGCUGGUGCAGGAGAUCAAAAAGACAGAGGACACCUCGCUUCACCCACUCCUGCAGGAGAUCUACAGAGACAUGUACUGA